Plenodomus lingam JN3 is the source of this 252-nucleotide messenger RNA. The record is from RefSeq and is a predicted model, not a curated record. NCBI's taxonomy places the organism in Eukaryota, Fungi, Ascomycota, Dothideomycetes, Pleosporales, Leptosphaeriaceae.
AUGCAGUUUUCCAUCAUCUCCCUCGUUGCCGCUCUCGCUGCCUCGACCACUUCUGCAGCCUACAUCCAGACAAACUACACAUCCAUUGCCACCCCACAUGUCCCAGCUGGCACUGCGGCUCCCACAGGCAGUGCCUCACCUUCCACACCAACCUCUUCGGUUCCUUUCACCGGUGGCGCCUCUAUGCCCCAGGCCAUCUCUGGCUCUGCUCUCGGUCUUGUCAUUGCUGGCGGUGUUGCUCUGAUGCUCUAA